Messenger RNA from Medioppia subpectinata, 1185 nucleotides. The record is from the annotation of a GenBank genome assembly. Lineage: Eukaryota; Metazoa; Arthropoda; Arachnida; Sarcoptiformes; Oppiidae.
UUAUCUCAAUUUACACUUCACUCGAGUGAAAGUCGGACACCAGAUAACGAUGUGUUCAAACACUUGGCGUCAGUGUAUUCGUUGAAUCACUUGACUAUGCAUUUGGGCCAUCCCUGUCCCGAUGGCAGUAACACUGGUUUUGUCAACGGAACCACUAAUGGCGCGCAAUGGUAUCCAUUGACUGGCGGAAUGCAAGACUAUAACUACAUCCGCGCGUCGUGUCUGGAGAUUACGUUAGAGCUCUCGUGUUGCAAAUACCCGCCGCGACAAGACUUGGGCCGAUACUGGCGCGAGAAUAAGCGGUCGCUGUUGUUAUACUUGGGUGAAGUGCAUCGGGGAGUCAAAGGCAUGAUCACUGACGUGAACGGCAACGCCAUCACCACCGCUACGCUUAAGAUUAAAGAGCGAGACAUUGCCUUCAAGUCCUCAAAACGGGGCGAAUUUUGGCGCAUAUUAUUGCCCGGAGUCUACACUCUGGUCAUUACGGCCGACGGGUAUAACAGUCUCGAACAGCAGUUCACUGUAGAGGAGGGCCGCAUAACUAUCCUCAACGUUCAGUUGACACCCAUUGGACUCGUAGUAAGUAAUCACUCGGUGUCAGUAAACGCCACGCACAGCACUAAACCCACUAACAAUCGGCAAACAAAUGCACCCAAUAUUACCACUAAAAGCAUCGGAUUAACUGGUGAUAAACACAUUUACGUGACGAUACCCUCUGUCACUGACGGCCAGGAAAAGUUUGCAAACUUGUUAGAGUCCAAGCAAUGGAUGUAUAACAAUGCCGUUGAUAAUUGUGUGAAUGCACUGCUCAUUUGUCACCAGUCAAUCCGCGGCGGCGGUACUUUACGGCCACCCUCUCUGCUCAGUAGUCUCAACAACAAUAACAAUGCACUCUUGAUCUCAUCGCCGGCCAUCUCCUCCUCAUCGCAACCAUCGAAACUGCAAUUCUCCUCAAGUGUUUCCCCGCCGGCCAUCGGUUUUAGUAGUCUUCUGCGGCCCAAUCACACCAUAACUCUCGCCUCAGACCCAUUAGCGCCGCACCAAUACUCGUGGCCCACGUGGCCGUCCCGUCGCGGUCAGGCCAACGCACAGGCCGUCACAUCUGAUCUAACCAACACUGCGCCCAUUAGUAACUUAUUUAGUAGUCUUUCCAAUAGGAUUAACAGUUGGACCACAAAUUGGGGA